Molecule: messenger RNA, 884 nt
Organism: Onthophagus taurus
Lineage: Eukaryota; Metazoa; Arthropoda; Insecta; Coleoptera; Scarabaeidae
Gene: Rab21
Product: RAS oncogene family member Rab21
Biological process (GO): Rab protein signal transduction
Molecular function (GO): GTPase activity; GTP binding
Source: RefSeq, a predicted model, not a curated record
ACCCAACUGACGUAUAAGUUACGCCUUUAAUUUACUUGUCAAAUAAACAGCUGAUCAAAAAAAAGGAUUUUUUGAUAAAAACCGCAUGCAAAAUGAUUCAUUUUAAUACGGAUUGAUUUCAUCGACGUGAUGGCAAAUCAUAAUUUUAAGGUGGUACUUUUAGGAGAAGGUUGCGUAGGAAAAACUAGCUUAGUUUUACGUUACAUAGAAAAUACUUUUAAUGCUAAUAAUUCCAGUACUGUGCAGGCAUCCUUUCUAACAAAAAAAUUAAACAUUGAUGGUGAGCGAAUAAAUCUCGCGAUAUGGGAUACGGCAGGUCAAGAACAAUUUCACGCCUUAGGACCUCUUUAUUAUCGAAAUUCAAACGGCGCCGUUUUGGUGUAUGAUAUCACAAAUGAGUCUUCGUUCCCAAAAGUGAAAAGUUGGGUAAAAGAAUUGCGAAAGAUGCUUGGUGCUGAUGUGAACUUAGUGAUAGUGGGCAACAAGACUGACUUGGAAAAGGAGCGACAUGUAAACUUUGAAGAGGCGGAAAAUUACGCUAAAGCCGUUGGGGCGCUUCACUUUCAAACGUCAGCUAAACUCAACGAAGGUAUUGAGGAUGUAUUUUUAGCGUUAGCAAAGAAAAUGCUCGAACUUGAAGAACAACAACAACUCAACAAAACCCAAUCGUUAGAAAGACAAAAUUCUCAAAGGAGAAAUGUUGUUGUUGUUGAAGAUGAUGAAAUUACGGUGCCUCAAUCGAAAUCAUGUUGUGGUCAUUCGUAAAAAGGAUUUUCUUUGUUAACAAAGAAUUAAAUUGGAAUUUGGAAAGGAGAAAGUGACGUGAUAAAAGAAAAUGAAAGCUUGAUUUUUUUUGUUAUUUUUCUAUUUUGCUUUUUUUACGU